GGUCAUACCAGCAUCACAGGGACCUCCAUAUGAUAUGUCGCAGCAUACAUGUAUAUUCAAUGAACCACAACCGUGGUGUGACCAAAACCCUUUAAUUGUAGUCCUUGAUGACUCCCAUACGCCCCCAUUUCGGUUUUAAACCACCACUUGCCAUAUAGCUCUCAUUCUUCAACCCCAGUGUACCAAGCCGCUAUGAGCCCCUCUGGCGCAGUUGUGGACUGCGAAGAUCUGAUCAAUGUCCUUGACAAUCUUGUGCGCUACGAAUUUAAAAUCAAGAAUGCAAAGGACGAUUGGAAGCGGUACAUUGACGCGCUACACAAUAUUAUCCAUAUUCAAACGAUUGUUAAUGACAUUUGCAAGCACCGAUCUGGACAAAAUGAUGCCAUUAUUAUCGAAGUUGAUGGUAAAAGGAGAGAACUGGUGGCAGUAUGCAAGUCAAACCUCGACAAGCUCACCAAGGAUGCUGGGGGAAUUCUACAAACACUCCAGAAGGACGGCCAUGACCCUCAAAGAUCCAAUGGGUGGUUGAGACUGGGGAACCGGAGACGUCGGGAUCUCUUUCCCAUUGACGCAGAGAAAAUCAGAAAUCUUUUUCAGGCCGUGGAGUACGCCAAGUCAUCACUGCACGUUGCAUUUGUCGUCACUGUUCUCUCCCGUACAGACUCUGGCCAUACAAAGACUCAAAGAGCUAUCCAAAGCCUCAGAGAAGAAGAGGUGCAGCCCGUUUUGAACAAGCUCAAGGAGUGCAUCUCGACACAAUCAAAAAAGGUCGACCAGGUCCCGAGGAUCACCAAAAGGAAAAGAAAGCGUACUGCUAGCUACAGCGCCAGUACCUCCACGCACGAAGCAUCCACCCACGCGGCACAACGUUCCAACGAGACCAGACGACAGAAUCCAGUCCAGCCAACGCAAAGAGCGCCGCAUAGAGAGACAGACGAGAGUGUUCCGCCGAAUUUCACGAGCCGAAAAGACCGUUCACGCCAACACAAGGAACCUGGAAGCUCCCGCCCUGUGGCUUCUGGGGCCCUUGCAUAUGAGGAUUCCGAGACUGAAACAGAUACCCUGAAAGAUUUAGCUUUCAGCACAGACAAACUCGAUUCGCAUUCUGUAUCAGACCGCCGGGUGCAAUUUGACCUCUCCGAGAGCCAAAGCAGCUCUAAUGAAUCCCACGACGGCCGCUCCGAGGUCGAUUCUGACGCUGCAGAUAGGAACUACCUUGAACCAAUCGAAAUCUCAGAUUGCCCAAGGGUCUAUCUUGCCAAGUCGUUUGACAUCAAGCUUUGCAGGCUAGAUACCAAGGGUAAUGUGCAACUCUGCGUUGAUAGUCUUUCGGGCAAUGAUGCCGACCAGACCUUCAAACUCAAGGAGCUCUGCACAAAUUUCCCAUGUGAUCAUGCGACGAUAGAAGGAUUGGGCCGCAGAGAAAUCUUGAGAUACAAGAACGAGAGGUUUCCCAUCCGUCUCACGGGAGUCCGCAGUGGGAGAAGACGCAAAUUCACGGGCAUAAGAGGGUCGCAAAAUCCUCUGGUAUUCGGUAGAUGCUCAAGGGAGUGCAGUCACACCGCUUAUAAAGGCCUCGGGGGGGAGUAUUUGAGCUGCAUGUCUGCAGUUCAUUUCAGGGCAUCCAUUUCACAAUAAGAUUGACUUAAUGGAUUGGGUACAGAUGUCUGAAGUGUAAGGCCCGAAAGCAAGUGAUUGAAGGAAUAGAGCAUGCAUAGCCGGGGCAAGUUUCCAGAAGAUACGAAUGAGUUUGUUAUCUCAUU
Molecule: messenger RNA, 1763 nt
Organism: Ilyonectria robusta
Lineage: Eukaryota; Fungi; Ascomycota; Sordariomycetes; Hypocreales; Nectriaceae
Exons: 3
Coding region: 193-1638 (481 amino acids)
Source: RefSeq, a predicted model, not a curated record